AAGGGGGCUAGGCUGUCACAAAAUAUCUUUACAACUUCAUUCUCACAAGGCUUAAAGCUUUAGAAAAACGAUACCGGGACCUGCAGGGAAAUUAUUGCUUAACCCUUCAGUUGAGAGAAUCCCGAACAGGAAAAAACACACCCACUGUGUAGUCGUACACAAAAAUUGCCUUGAACGAAGAAGAAAUCUCAGGAGGCACAAGAAAAACAAGAGUGCCAGAAAGGAAUUCUGACAGUCUGGGAGCAGAGUGAAGCUGGUGGAAGAAGAAUAGAGGAGUUUGGAUUUAUACGCCACUUUGUCCUACUGCAAGAAGGCUUGAAGUGGCUUAAAACUCCAUCCCUCCCCCUCCCCACAACAUACACCUUGCAAGAUAAUGGAUCGUGGCUCCAGGAAGGAAGAUGUGGAACUCAUACCCAUCCAGCGCUCAACUCUAGUGGACAUUAAGGGGGUCCCUUUGUUCGGCCCCACUUUAGAAAUCUGGGAUCCCUUGUGGGGUUUCAAAGCCAGGCCGGAUGACCUCCUCAUUUGCACUUACCCCAAAGCAGGGACCACCUGGCUUCAGGAAAUUGUGGAGAUGGUUCAGUCUGGAGGGGACCCCCAGAAAUGUGCCCGGGCUCCUAUCUAUACUCGAAUACCCUUCAUAGAGCUUGUUCAUCAUAUCCUCUCAGGCUUGAAAGAUGCCGAGGCGAUGCCCUCUCCACGCACGCUCAAAACUCAUCUCCCCGUCCAGCUCAUUCCUCCUUCCUUCUGGGAACAGAAUUGCAAGAUCAUUUAUGUGGCCAGAAAUGGCAAGGACAACGCGGUCUCCUAUUUCCACUUCCACCGCAUGGAUCAGGAAAUGCCGGAGCCGGGAACGUGGGACCAGUUUCUAGAGGAUUUCAUUGCUGGGAAGGUUGCCUGGGGUUCCUGGUUUGACCAUGUUCGGGGCUGGUGGGAAGCCAAAGACCAUCACCGGAUUCUGUAUCUGUUUUAUGAAGAUAUGAAAGAAGACCUAGCCAGGGAAAUCCGGAAGGUGGCUCAGUUCUUGGACGUAGAGCUCUCAGCACCAAUCCUGAACAAGAUUGUGCAGCAUACAACCUUUGCCAACAUGAAAACCAACCCAAUGGCUAAUUACAGCACCGUGCCUCCUUCCGUCAUGGAUCCAGCAGUGUCAUCGUUCAUGAGGAAAGGCACUGUGGGGGACUGGAAGGAACAUUUCACUGUGUCUCAAAGUGAACACCUAGACAAAGUCUGUGCACAAGAACUGGAGGGCAGCGGCCUGACCUUCCGCACAGAGCUCUAAGCACAACUUUCUGCUCAUUGUGGAAACUUUCACCCACACCUGGCUGGAUUAUAGAUUGAGUUACCAUUAAAGAAAAUAAUUUACAAAACCACAAGCAAAAGCCAGUCACAUCAAAGUUUGUGCGCGGCCUUUUUGAAUCGAUUGCUUCUGUGUCGUCAUUUGCAAAAUAGUUUUAAUAAAACCCAGGGGCUCGCU
This is a messenger RNA of Sphaerodactylus townsendi, 1477 nucleotides long. Its product is annotated as sulfotransferase 1C2-like. The record is from RefSeq and is a predicted model, not a curated record. Gene Ontology annotation, biological process: sulfation. Lineage: Eukaryota; Metazoa; Chordata; Lepidosauria; Squamata; Sphaerodactylidae. Bases 374 to 1282 code for a protein of 302 amino acids. The transcript is spliced from 8 exons. Gene Ontology annotation, molecular function: sulfotransferase activity. Gene Ontology annotation, cellular component: cytoplasm.